ACACCUAAAAAAAACGUGCGCACCACAACAAACAUGGCGGCGAUCAGAGGGUUUUCCUUGCUGUUUCUUACGUGCCGCGCGUUUAGAUCAAAAGCUACAUCUCGAUGCUUUCAAAAACGAUUUUUUAGUCGAGAUGGAAUUCGAAGCGUUCAAGAAAUUAAGGAUGAUUACAUUGAGCGCAAACACUCAAUUGAAGAAAACUAUGAACACACUGUUGUUCAGGAUCAAGGGAUCUUUGCAAAUAAUGAGUUGAGCCUAAAAUAUAUAAACGUGUAUGGGUUUGACUAUGACUACACACUGGCCUCAUACUCAAAUACUCUGCACUUCUUGAUUUACGACUUGGCUGUUGGGAAUCUGCUCAGCUUUUUUGGAUACCCAAAAGGUGUUGAGGGCAUGAAGUACAAUCCUGAAUUUGCUGUAAGAGGUCUGCAUUAUGACACUGUCAAUGGCCUUUUACUCAAGAUUGAUGCUUUUCACAAUAUCAUGCUUGGCUCUGUAUACAGAGGUCUUCAGGAGGUGGAAGACGAAGAGGUCUUCAGAAUAUAUGGAGGCACCCACCUGGCCAUUACAAAACUUGACCCCUACACAUUUUUAAGUGGCCCUAGGAGAACAAUUCAUCACAUGAUUGACAUGUUUUCCUACCCAGAGAUGUGUCUUCUUUCCAAUGUGACAGAGUAUUUCAACCAAAAUGGUAUACCUUAUGAUCCAGAAAACCUGUUUAGAGAUUGUGUGCAAGCUGUUGAGAGUGUCCAUGCUUCUGGACAGAUGUAUGAAGCUGUUAUGAAUAAUAUUGGUAUGUACCUAGAAAAGAGUCCUUUGCUGAGAGAAAUGCUGAACAAGAUACGAGCAUCCGGGAGAAAGACGUUUCUUAUAACAAACAGCCCUUAUACCUUUGUCGAUCGUGGAAUGGACCAUAUGGUGGGGGGCGGCUGGCAGGAACUAUUCGACGUCAUUAUCACCAAGGCGCGCAAACCAACCUUCUACAAUCAAGUAUAUCGGCCGUUCCGUUGCGUGGAUGCAUCAGAAGCUCGCCCUACUUGGCAGAAAGUCUCUAAGUUUGAGAAAGGACAAAUAUACAUCGAGGGUAAUGUAGACCAGUUCAUCAAGUUCACUGGUUGGUACGGCCCAAGUGUGCUCUACUUUGGUGAUCAUGUUUACAGCGACCUUAAGGAUCCUGUGUUGCACCACGGCUGGCGUACUGGGGCUGUGAUUCCUGAGCUGGAGCGUGAGAUUCAAACCACUAAUCUUCCCGAAUACCAGAAGUCAGUAGUGUGGCUGUUCACCUUGCAGGAUCUGAUCGCAGAGAUCCAGGUCCACGAUAGGGAGGAAAUACUCUCCACACUUGAAGAAUGGAAGGCCGAGCGGCGCCAAUUACGGACGAAGUUGAAGACGCUAUUCAACCCACAUUUCGGCAGCGUAUUUCGCACGUACCAUAACCCCACGUACUUCACGCGCCGUCUCGUGCGCUUCGCUGAUAUCUACAUGUCGAGCGUGGAGAACUUCCUUCAGUACCGCGAUAACCACGUGUUCUACCCACGGCGCGCGGCGCUACCACAUGAACCCGUCUUGGACUUUAGAUGAGGCCACAGGCUUCUUGUUAUGAGAAGAAGACGAGUGAGGGGCAUUGAAACUUGUCUGAGUGUGUUUAAGAUCUUUAGACGAUUCUCAAGGCAUCUCAUUUUUGGAAGAGUACAGGGUGGGAGCGGGAAGAGAACGGGGGGUGGAGGUGGGGGAGGAGCGUUGAAACAUUGAAUUGGAUUCAAGUUCUUUAGACGAAUCCCCAGGCAUCUCUUAUGGUGAAAAAGUGGGGGGAGUUGAAUCUUGUUCUUAAAACGAAUGAGUUCAAAUUCUUUCAAUUCUUGACGAUUCCCCAAACAUCUCCUUAUUGAAAAGAAGUGGGAAGGGGUGGAGGGCUGGAAGCUUGUCCGAAUGGGCUCAAGUUCUUUAGAUAAAUACUAUGACGUCUCAGACGUCUCGUAGUUAUGGGAAAGGAGCAGACUUAGUCUUAAGCAUCCCCUCAAUUGGGUCACGUUCUCACUCAUCUUUCCCUCAACAAAAGCCUGUUCUAUAUUUUAGAAGACUUCACUGGCAUCUUGGCAUGAAUUGGCUCAAGAUCUUACUUUUUUGCGUUCUAACAAAAGCCUAUCCUAUAUUUUAAAAGAAUCCCCAUAAAAGGAACUGGCUCAAGUUCUCAUAGCCUGAGUUAACAGACCCCCGCACAAAAUCUAAACGAAACUUAAGCGAGUUUCAAGAUUCGUUUAGAUUUUGAGCGGGGAUCUGUUAACUCAGCCUAAAGUUCUCACACAUUUUAGUGCUCUAACGUAAGCUCGCCUUAUAUUUCAAAAGUAAGCCAUCUACGAAUGACGCCCUGGUCGUCUCAUUAUGGGGAGGUAAAGGUGGUAGAAUUUAUUUUAGCCAGCUCAGGCUUUUAAGAUUUCACUUAAGCUAAGAUAAUAUCUCUUGAGGGGUAGGCCAAAUUUUAACCGAUCUAGACAAAGAGGGAAAGGGUUUACCAACUACUCAAGAAAAGAAAGGGAGUGUGGUGAUGAAGUUAAACACAUCUGUAAGCAGAAGGUCAAAUUCAAAAUGGUCGAAAGAGUGCGUCACAGACCUAUUUAAAAAACUAUUUUACGGUAGAGAUACCUUGGUAGCAACUAGUGCUUCGUAACGUUUGUUAAGAUAACAGAUGUCUGAAAAACGCAUUUUUUUUUUCAAAGUUACAUAUAAUUAUAUAAACCUGUAAGCGAGAGUUGUAAAUAGUUUAACAAUGUUAACAUGUUAUUUUCCAGAAAAUUAUUUAUUAUCAAAGUGUUGAAAGUUUUACUUUUAGUAAACUUUAAAAAAUGGCAA
Nematostella vectensis (starlet sea anemone) is the source of this 2850-nucleotide messenger RNA. RefSeq names its product 5'-nucleotidase domain-containing protein 3. The transcript has 16 exons. The coding region runs from base 34 to 1581 and encodes 515 amino acids. Gene Ontology annotation, molecular function: 5'-nucleotidase activity. Lineage: Eukaryota; Metazoa; Cnidaria; Anthozoa; Actiniaria; Edwardsiidae. The record is from RefSeq and is a predicted model, not a curated record.